Molecule: messenger RNA, 1714 nt
Organism: Bombyx mandarina (wild silkworm)
Lineage: Eukaryota; Metazoa; Arthropoda; Insecta; Lepidoptera; Bombycidae
Gene: FipoQ
Product: F-box/LRR-repeat protein FipoQ
Biological process (GO): positive regulation of protein ubiquitination
Molecular function (GO): protein binding
Source: RefSeq, a predicted model, not a curated record
GCAUCACAUUUGUAUUAGUAACGCAUUAAAUAUACGUUCAAAAUGACGGGAGAUUUGUGGCGAUCAGUCUAACGUUGUUCGGCAGUGGACAGCGGUUUUGGAGGGAGCCGUACGUGUAUAUUGUGUGUCAUUUGUGUGAUAGUGUGACUUAUCCUGAUUGGAUUCGAUCAUGGAUUCGUGGGGCAUUCUGAAUGUGGACACCGCGACUAUAGCGAUAACCAGAGAUGAGUUAUCGUCGAGUUUUCGAAGGAGACAAAUGACGACCAUCGAAAAACUUCCGGACAAGGUUUUAUUGAAUAUUUUCUCAUAUCUAACACACCGUGAGAUAUGUCGUAUGGCAACUGUUUGCAGGCGAUGGAGGAUGGUUGCAUACGACACGAAAUUGUGGACGCACGUUAGUUUGAGGCCGGAAAUAUCAGGAUUGCACGUUAGUUCUCUGGAAUCACUGUUAGCGCUGAUAUCAAUAAGAUUUGGACCGUCGCUGCGUUAUAUAGAGCUUCCAAUAGAGCUGAUAACACACACAGUCCUCCACGAGCUGGCAGCUAAAUGCCCUAAUUUGACACACAUGCUUCUUGAUUUUAGUACUGCGAUGCAACUCCACGACUUCUCGGAAAUGCAGGCCUUCCCGACGAAGCUCCGCUACCUGUGCAUCUGUCUGUCCGAGGUCAUCUUCAUGGAGGGAUUCAUGCGAAAGAUUUACAAUUUCAUAAACGGCCUAGAGAUAUUGCAUCUAAUCGGCACGUACGAGAAGGUCGAAGAGGAAGAGGAAGAGAUAUACGAAGUGAUAAACGUUCACAAAUUGAAAUCGGCAACUCCCAACCUAAGAGUCAUCAAUUUGUACGGGAUAAACUUUGUCGAUGACUCGCAUAUCGACGCGUUCAGUUCGAACUGUAUACAGUUGGAAUGUUUGGCGGUGAACUUUUGCAACAAGGUUACGGGAUCCACCAUGAAGACCUUGUUCCAGCGCUCGCGAAGACUCACCUGCCUCCUCAUGAACGGAUGCAGUCUUCGAUCCGACUACGUAAUGCAAGUGGAGUGGGAGAAGUCUUCCGUCCAGGAAUUGGAUUUGACCGCCACAGACUUGUCGACCGAGUGCCUGAUAGACAUGCUCACCCGGAUACCGAACCUGCGCUUUCUGAGCGCCGGCCAAAUCAACGGGUUCAAUGACUCUGUACUUAAAGCUUGGGUGGAAGCUGGGACUGCUAGGAACCUGGUGGCGCUGGACGUGGACUCGUCGGACAACCUGUCGGACGAGGCGCUGCACCGCUUCCUGUCGCGGCACGGCUCGCAGCUGCACGGGCUGGUGCUGGGCGGGAUGCCGCACAUCACCGACCAGCUGUGGCAGAGCGUGCUGCAGCUGCUCAACAACGCUAAGAUCCUUAUAAUGGGAACUCAGGAGCGUCUCGGGAUCAACAUUCACGUUGACCAGCUGAUGGAUGGCAUUGCGAACAGCUGCCCUAACUUGGAGCGCCUGGAGCUGCGCUGGGACCCGGAGAACCUGCGCUUCAGCGACAAGAGCCAGAAGGCGAUCGAUAUACUCCGCGUCAAGUGUUUGAAACUAAAAUGUUUAGUGCUGAGCGACGGCCGGUACUACGAGAUCGUGAAGGCUAACUUCGAGCGUGCCGACCGCACUACCGUGGUCAGAACUUCCACAAAUUGCCGAGUCUCAAACUACUAUCUACUUUCAAAUUACAACGAUCUCAUAUUCAAUUAA